This is a messenger RNA of Westerdykella ornata, 4176 nucleotides long. RefSeq lists its product as uncharacterized. Gene Ontology annotation, biological process: detection of visible light; phosphorelay signal transduction system; regulation of DNA-templated transcription. The record is from RefSeq and is a predicted model, not a curated record. Lineage: Eukaryota; Fungi; Ascomycota; Dothideomycetes; Pleosporales; Sporormiaceae. Gene Ontology annotation, molecular function: protein binding; phosphorelay sensor kinase activity. The coding region runs from base 1 to 4176 and encodes 1391 amino acids. The transcript has 2 exons.
AUGUCGACCCCCAGCCCCGUCCUGUCUCCCUCCGCCACCUCCAACCGCAUCUUUCCCAUCCGCAGCGUCGUCUCCGUCGAACCCACCCCAGUUCCUAGCCGCUUUCCUAGCGAUUACUCGCACGCCAGCGGUGCACGAAUAACACCCGAGAGCCUUCACAACAGCCGCCGCCCGUCUCCCGCGAGCUCGGCCGCCACGUCGGGGGAACACCACUCGCCCCAAACUCACGACAGGCCGAGAGGACCCCAGAGAAGGCCCCAGCGGAGCCAACGACCUCCAGAAGACUCAUUCCCACGCACUCCAGCCCAGCUGUUCAGCGACCUCAUAUCAAGUGAAUCCAAUGAUACUGGCUCGGAAGCGGAGACGGGGACUCCAACAGGCCCAGGCCCAGGCCCAGGCCCAGGCAAGACCAGUGCGCCUUCCCCCCCGAACGCCGAUUCCCUCUCCCCUGCCUCCUCUACCGGUGCCCCCUCCAUCAAGAACGUGACAAGCAGCAUUGACGAGUCUAUGCUCAUCACCCAUCGCUUCAAGCAUGUUAUUACCGACGACGGCCAUGCCAUUAUCACUGGGCGCGACGGUGAAACCCUGCAGCGCUGCGAGGAUGAGCCCAUCCAUAUCCCUGGUGCGGUCCAGAGUUUUGGUCUCCUUAUUGCUCUGAAGGAGGACGCCGACGGCAAUCUUCUUGUGAGAAUCGUCAGCGAAAAUUCAAUGCAAAUCAUUGGCCGGUCUCCUCCAGAACUCUUUGCCCUGGAGAGUUUCACCGACAUUCUCUCCGAGGAUCAGACAGAAAACCUUCUUGAUCACAUCGACUUCAUAAAGGACCCGGAUGCGGAUGUAGGAGCGAAUGGGCCCGAGGUGUUCCCACUGUCCAUCAAGGUUCCCGGGGAAAGGGCACGCAAGUGCUUCUGCGCCAUACACAUGAACGAUGCCAACCCCGGACUCAUCAUAUGCGAAUUAGAACUCCAGGAUGAUAAAGUCAACCCAUUGGCUCCUGCAGAGGACGUCCUUGACCACCCGGCCGACACGCUGAAUAGCCAGCCUACUCAGCAAGAGUACAUCCGGAGCACAGAGAGCAUCAGCAAGCCCCUAAGGAUCCUACGGGGUGCAAGGAAGCGCCGAGGCGAGGCAGCUGCCAUGGAAGUCUUCAAUAUCAUGUCCCAGCUUCAAGAGCAGCUCGCUGCCGCACCCAAUCUCGACACCUUGUUGAAGGUCCUGGCGGGUGUUGCUAAAGAAAUGACCGGCUUCCACCGUAUAUUGAUCUACCAGUUUGAUAAAAGCUUCAACGGGCGCGUGGUCACGGAGCUGCUGGAUCCGAGGGCGACCAAGGAUCUGUUCCACGGUCUCAGGUUUCCCGCGACGGAUAUCCCCAAGCAAGCGCGUGAGCUCUACAAGGUGAACAAAGUGCGCGUUCUUUACGACCGUGACCAGGAGACUGCGCGUUUGGUCUGCCGCACUCCGGACGACAUCGAAGUGCCCCUAGACAUGACUCAUUGCUAUCUACGAGCCAUGUCCCCCAUCCAUAUCCAAUACUUGAGGAACAUGGCCGUUCGAGCGUCCAUGUCUAUAUCCAUCAAUGCUUUCGAUGAACUCUGGGGUCUUAUAUCAUGUGGCUCAUACGGACCUAAAGGAAUGCGCGUCUCAUUUCCGAUACGAAAAAUGUGUCGCCUGAUCGGCCAUGCCGCGUCGAGAAAUAUCGAACGACUAUCUUAUGCGUCGAGGUUGCAAGCUAGGACUCUUAUCAACACUGCGCCUACCCAGACCAAUCCAUCCGGAUACAUAAUGGCUUCGUCAGAUGAUCUCCUAAGACUCUUUAAUGCUGAUUUCGGUUUGCUUUCAAUACACGAUGAGACGAAGAUCCUCGGCAGGUUAGAGCAGGCGUCACAGGAAGCACUUGCUCUCUUGGAAUAUCUGCGAAUGAGAAAAAUCACUUCCGUCUUGAUGUCCCAAGAUAUCACGCAAGAUUUUCCCGAUCUUCGGUAUCCUCCUGGUUUCGAGCACAUCGCAGGCAUGCUGGUUGUGCCUCUCUCCACCGGUGGCCGUGACUUCAUCGUCUUCUUCCGAAGAGGCCAGCUGGAGGAGGUCGAAUGGGCCGGAAAUCCCUACGAGAAAUUCGUAAGAGAGGGCACCGAAGGUUAUCUGGAGCCGCGGACCAGCUUCAAGACUUGGCGUGAGACUGUCAUCGGCAAAUGCAGAGAGUGGACAGAAGAGGAGGUUGAAGCAGCGGCUGUGCUCUGCCUCAUCUACGGUAAAUUCAUCGACGUAUGGAGGCAGAAGGAGUCGGCUCUGAAGAGCAGCCAGCUCACUCGACUGCUUCUGGCCAACUCUGCUCACGAAGUGCGCACUCCUCUGAACGCCAUUAUCAAUUACCUGGAGAUCGCCCUGGAAGGCACUCUCGAUCAGGAGAUUCGCGACAACCUGUCCAAGUCACACUCAGCCUCCAAAUCGCUAAUCCAUGUCAUCAAUGACCUGCUCGAUCUCACGAAUACAGAGGAGGGAGGCUCUUUGAUCAUAGGCGAGCCCUUCGACCUCAAGGCAACACUUAGGGAGGCCACGGACAUGUUUUCUGGUGAUGCCAAACGAAAGCAUCUGAAUUACGAAGUAGUGGAGCAUCCAGGGCUACCGCAUAAGUGCAUGGGAGAUCAGAGGCGAGUUCGGCAGGCGAUCUCGAACAUCACUGCCAAUGCUAUCCAGCACACCACUGAAGGCGGCAUCAAGAUCGAAAUGUAUGUGGCCUCCUGGCCCGAGCCUGGCCGCGUGAACGUAGAAGUCGCCGUGACGGACACUGGCUCCGGCAUGAGCUCCCAGAAGCUCGAUCAAUUAUUCAACGAGUUGGAGCAGGCGCAGACUGAGCAGUCUCUUAUGUUUGCGGAUUCCCCAUCAGACCCGAAAUCGAACACGGAGAAGUCUGAUUCUUCUCAGAGUGCCCUCGGCCUUGGUUUAGCCGUCGUUGCGCGCAUCAUCGGCAAUAUGAACGGUCAGCUUCGAUUAAAGUCGGAAGAGGGGAAGGGAUCAAGAUUCGUGCUUCAGUUUCCUUUUGAUCUGCCUGAUGAGGAGGGUCGGGAUGCACCGUCGGGUCUAUCAUCAGACGACAACCCUCUCCCUGUCCCUGACACGCCGCAGGGCGAACGCACACUAAUGGCCAAGGGCCCGUCACGCCGGUCGUCUACUAGCGAUCGGUUGUGCAAGUGGGACAGUGCGUCAUCGCAGAAGAGCGAAGCCGACCGUCUCAUUGAGGCAAUCCAGAAAGCGCAUUGGCUGGAAGAGCACAAUGCGUCCGCGGUGAGCUCCCGUUCCAUGAGACCGCCAUUGACGAAGCGCAGGAGCACGGAUUAUGGGGCUAAGAGCAUUGCAACUUCACCUGUACGAAUACGUUCAAAAAGUCUGGAGACCCACGACCGGCCGCCUGUGGAGCCAAACCAUCAUGAGAGCGUGGAGAUUGCUGGAGAGCAGAACCUGGCGUCGUCCGCUACUCCAAUCAAAGAGGUUAAAGGUCCGGAAGGACCGAUGCCUAAAAUGCAGCCACGACACACUGGCUUUAUCAGCGAGCUGACUCACUCCGAACAUGAAGCCUCAGUCAGGUCGGAAACGAACACCUCUGACAAGAUGCGCGUCCUCGUUGCAGAAGACGAUCCCGUCAAUAGCAGAAUCGUCAAGAAACGGCUCGAAAAGCUCAGUCAUACUGUCACGCUCACGGUCAACGGGGAGGAAUGUGCCGACGCUUUUUGCUACCAUCCUGAGGACUUUGAUGUGGUCCUGAUGGAUAUGCAGAUGCCAAUUGUCGACGGUCUCACUUCGACCAAGCUAAUACGAUCCUUCGAGAAGACCCACCCAGGCAAGCUGUCGGCUCGUGCUGCUCUAUGCGGUCGCGUUCCAAUCAUAGCCGUAUCUGCCUCUCUCGAGGAGAAGCAUCGCCAAUCCUACAUUGACACCGGCUUCGAUGCCUGGAUCCUUAAGCCCAUAUCCUUCAACCGCUUGAGCGAGCUGAUGACCGCGAUUGUGGACAAGGACGUGCGAAGCAAGUGUCUCUACCAGCCUGGGGAAUGGGAAAGAGGCGGCUGGUUCCAUUGUGAGCAGAAGAGCGCGGGAGAAGCUGUCACCGCCCCAAGUGGCCACGAUCCAAAGGAAGGAGUAUACAUCUCGACGCUUUCCCACCGAAAGGACGUUCAACGGUCCUAA